AUGUCUGAUGUGAUCAAUGAGUUUGAGGUGAACGCAGGUAUCCAUUUGAGAAAAAAAAAAUCAUUCUCCAUGGGCAAGGUCUGGAACAAGUUCAGAAGAAUGAGUUCGUUCAAAGGUCCAUCGAGCGAGGAAGAGUUGAUAAUCAGCCUGCCGUCAUCACCGCGCCAAGUCGACCCAACCCCAUUCACCGGAGACAUCAACAUCAAGUCGCUGCUGAGUAGUUCUGCAUGUCCAAUGUCACCACCAAGGGAUUCCCCAUUGGUGACCUCUCCCGAGCUCUACAGCACAUCCAAGACUCAAUCAAGACGUGAGAGGAGCAAUACCAUCAGCCACUCACACUCCUCAUCCUCUGUUUCCGGAUCUGGUAGUGUUGAGACUCGUGGGGCAAGGUCACCAACACUCAGCCAAACAACGUCAUUGGUGCCGCCACCGGCCAAGCUCAAAGAGACAUAUGAUGGUCAACAUCUAUACGACAACCAAGUAUCAAACUCCAAGAAGAAUCGUGAGAGGACACUCGAGAGCUUUGUCGUGCCGGCUUCCAACUCCAAUCACAAGGCUUAG
Molecule: messenger RNA, 561 nt
Organism: Acytostelium subglobosum LB1
Lineage: Eukaryota; Evosea; Eumycetozoa; Acytosteliales; Acytosteliaceae
Exons: 1
Coding region: 1-561 (186 amino acids)
Source: RefSeq, a predicted model, not a curated record